This is a messenger RNA of Hordeum vulgare subsp. vulgare (domesticated barley), 2391 nucleotides long. Its product is annotated as subtilisin-like protease SBT1.8. The transcript has a single exon. Gene Ontology annotation, molecular function: serine-type endopeptidase activity. Lineage: Eukaryota; Viridiplantae; Streptophyta; Magnoliopsida; Poales; Poaceae. The coding region runs from base 31 to 2259 and encodes 742 amino acids. Gene Ontology annotation, biological process: proteolysis. The record is from RefSeq and is a predicted model, not a curated record.
UCUCCCCUCAGCAGAGCACGGUUGUUCCCAAUGGCUUUGCCCUCCAUACUCAUCGUGCUUGUGUGCCUGUUUCACCCCGUGCACUCCAGUGCAUUCCCAAAUCACCACCAUGCCCCAUCACACUCAACCUACAUCGUCCUAGUUGAUCGCAUCUCAAAGCCGACGUUGUUCGUAACCGUGGAUCAGUGGUACACUUCGCUCGUCGCCAACACGAAAUCCCCUCCUUCGACUGCGAGCAUCGUGCAUACAUACAGCACGGUGCUGCAGGGAUUUGCAGUUGGCCUCACGGAUGCGGAGGCCCGGCACAUGUCCGAGCUUGCCGGCGUCUCCGGCGUUUUCAAGGAGAGGGUGUACCGCACCCACACGACGAGGACGUCGACCUUCCUCGGCCUCGAUCCUCUUCACGGAGCUUGGCCGGAGUCCGACUUCGGCGACGGCGUCAUCAUCGGCUUCGUCGACACAGGAGUAUGGCCGGAGCACCGCAGCUUCGACGACGCCGGGCUUGCUCCUGUCCGCUCGUCUUGGAAAGGCGGCUGCGUGGAGAGCAACGAUUUCAAUGCGAGCGUGUGCAACAACAAGCUCGUCGGAGCCAAGGCAUUCAUUGCGGUGGACGGCGACAUCACCGCGCGGGACACCUACGGCCAUGGCACGCACGUGUCGUCCACGGCCGCCGGCUCUGCGGUACGUGGAGCCAAUUACAAAAGCUUCGCACGCGGCAACGCCAUGGGCAUGGCGCCCAAGGCAAGGAUCGCGAUGUACAAGGCCUGCGACUUCAUGUGCAGCGACUCUGCUAUUGUCGCCGCGGUCGACGCCGCGGUCACCGACGGCGUGGACAUACUGUCCAUGUCGUUGGGAGACUCGGACGCCCCGCCUCCUUUCUACGAGGAUGUGGUGGCGCUCGCCACCUUCGGGGCGGAGCGCCAUGGCGUCUUCGUCGUGGUCUCUGCCGGCAACUCCGGCCCGGAGCCGUCCACGGUCAGGAACCUGGCGCCGUGGAUGACCACUGUCGGCGCCACCACCACCGACCGUGUCUUCCCGGCUAAGCUCCGGCUCGGCAGCGGGGUGGUGCUCACCGGGCAGUCCUUGUACGACCUGCCCGUCAAGGCGGAAGGGGAGAGUUUCAAACUGGUGAACAGCACCUGCACCUCCGACUCCCUCAUCCCGGACCUGAUAAUGGGUCGUCUGGUGGUCUGCCUUUCCCUUGACGGUAUCUCCGGCGACGCGCUCAGAGGCGGCGCAGCUGGGCUCGUCACCAUAGACCCUAAGAGCAGGGCAUGGGACAGCGCCAACGCGGCGCACUACACAUUCCCUGCCCUCUUCCUCGGCCGCGCGGCGAGGGACGUGCUGAUCAACUACCUGUCGUCGACUGCCUACCCCGUCGGUCGGCUCAUCUUCGAAUGCGCGACGGUGAUCGGGAAGAACAGGGCACCCAAGGUCGUGGGAUUCUCCUCGCGCGGCCCGAGCAGCGCGGCCGUCGAGCUCCUGAAGCCCGACGUGGUGGCGCCGGGGCUAAACGUCCUUGCAGCGUGGACAGGUGAUCGUUCAGGUGAGAAAGCGCACGAUUUCAACAUUAUAUCGGGCACUUCCAUGGCAUGCCCGCACGUCGCAGGCGUCGCGGCUCUGCUCAAGAAGAAACACCCCGACUGGACGCCGGCCAUGAUAAGGUCGGCGUUGAUGACCACGGCUAAGACCGUCGACAACACCGGGGCCCCCAUUGUCGACGACGGAGCCGACGACGCCAGCGCCGCGACGCCGCUCGUGGCAGGGGCCGGGAUGGUCCUUCCGCAGAGCGCGAUGCAUCCGGGCCUGGUGUACGACGCCGGCACGCAGGAGUACGUCGACUUUCUCUGCACCCUCAACUACACGGCCGAGCAGAUGCGUCGGUUCGUUCCUGAACGGACGACCAACUGCACGUCGACUCUGCACCUGCACGGCGGCGUGAGCAACCUCAACUACCCUUCUCUGGUGGUGCUCUUCGGCAGCCGCACACGCAUCCGCACGCUGACGCGGACGGUGACCAAGGUGUCCGAGCAGCCAUCCGAGACAUACAAGGUGUCUGUCACGGCGCCGGAGGGCGUCAAGGUAACCGUGACGCCGGAGACUCUGGUGUUCAAGCAGCAGAGGGGGAAGAUGAGCUAUAGAGUCGACUGCCUCAGCGACGUGCUGAAGCCGGCCGGGGCAUGGGAAUUCGGUUCCAUCGCAUGGAAAAGCGUUCACCACAAGGUGACCAGCCCCAUCGCCUUCACCUGGGGCAACUGAUCAAUGUCCUAGUAGAUCCAUUCUCUUAGUAGAACCGAAAUUUCCAUGCAUGCCACUGGAACCGUUUGUUAAUGUAUGCUGAUGAGCGAGGGGAACUUGGAUUUCGAUAUGAUCCAUUGAUUUGCUUGUUUA